Porites evermanni is the source of this 6246-nucleotide messenger RNA. NCBI's taxonomy places the organism in Eukaryota, Metazoa, Cnidaria, Anthozoa, Scleractinia, Poritidae. The record is from the annotation of a GenBank genome assembly.
AUGGCGUCAAAUUCUCCAGGUAAGAAAAAAAUAUUUUAGCUUGGCUCUUUCUGUGAAAAUAAAAUUAAGGGUUUCCAGACUUUCCUCAGAUCCUGUUCAUAUAAGAGAAUUCGACGCAUUCACUUGGCCCUUUGAUGUUAAUCCGUAAAAAGUUAUCGCGAUUAAUUAUUGUCAUGUACUUAAGCUUAAGAUCUUGUUUUUGAAAAGAUGGCUCUGGUGAUAACUGAAACAUUGUUGCAUUGUUUAGGUAACUUUCAGAAUCAUGUAAUCGAUUAUGAAAUGGUAACUUUUCGCUAUUGUCUUUUAUUCUAGGAGGUAGACUUUCGAGAGAGAAGCUCAAGCUAGAUUUUCAGGGAGGACUAGAACGCAAAAAAUUGAACCUUGCAGCUUUGAAAACCAGGCAACCAACACCACUUCAAUCAAAUAUGUAGGUUGAUAGAAAGGCCAUAGAUAAAGUGGGUCAAAGUGAUAACUUGAUUUUUACACUUAAUGUUACCUAUUGUUCUGUACAGUUCUACAUUUAAGGUUGUUAGAGUGUGCGAUUACGCCAUUUUCACACCAUCCGGUACAUUUCCCUAAGAAUACUAUGAUUAUACAUCGUAUGUAUUUCCUUAUUGAAACAAUGGCAAAUGAGGCCAUGUUAACGUAAAUUCUGGCAACUGUUAUGGCCUUGAAACAGUGACCUAAGACAGGUGAAAUGGUAACAAACAACACCAAGGUGGAUCAAUGCUGGGACAGCAUCAAAGACAGGCACAAAUACAAAACAAAUACAUGUGUUGGCAAUGGCUUACUGAUUUAAUUUGCAAUUAACAAAUUCCUCAUUUUCUGAGUGAGGGCCUAAGUAGAUGGCAAAUAGCCUGACUACAUUUGAUCAUUAGCCUUUCAAACUAAUCACGCAGCCAGGUCAACCACAUGUUGGUAGACCAGAUAGACCACCAAACUGGGGAUUACGUUCCCAACUCUUCACAAAUGGUGGGUUGGUUGUUUAACAUCGCACAGAUUUUAAAAAUGUCUUUUGAAGCAAGGUACAUUUUGCAAAGUGGCUAACAAUGAAUAGAGAAGAAGUUGGUGAUAAUCUUUUCCUUUUGCUAUUUUUUAGGGAAAGAUUAAGAACCCAUAAAGCAGUAGGAAAACUGUCUUUUGGUCCUGACAAGGUAAAAGGUUAUAAUAAUUAUUGUAUUUUGUUUUCAUAGUUUUUGUACAUGUACUAAUGACUUACGCAAAGCUAUAUGUGCAUGUAUGUAGCAUUGAUACUGGAUAAAAUGUCCUUCAAAAAUUAAUGGUAGUUGUUUUACAUGAGUUUUAAUGCUGUAUUACAAUCGUGGUUAUUAUGAUAAUUAUUUUAUCUUUCAAGUUCAAGCUAAGUUUAGUUUCUUUUCUUUUGUUUUUGUGCAUACUUGCAGUGUCUGUGUUGUGGCUUACAGUAAUUAUUUCCUUGUUUUAUAUUGUAAUAAUUUUCUUUGAUUUUGGCUAUAUCUCUUAAAUAUUAACGAUAAUGAGGUUUAAACAAAGGGAGAUAAAAUUUAGACCAAGGACAAAAUUGAACCAUAACCUUCAUGUAUGCACGAUAAGCACAAAGGAAAGGAAAAUAAAAUUUGAACCAAGAGGAAGUUAAUAAGAAUCACAAUAGUUGUAUGAUCAAGGAACAAACUCAUUACCUUUAUACUCAUGAUUUGUGAUUCUUGACUUUCAACUAAACCCUUGUGAAUGAACUGGGACAAAAUUUUGCAGUGUGAAUGAGAUUGGAUAAAAAGACUGAGAUGGCCUAGGGUUACUUAGAGCCAGUGUAUAGUAUAGUAGAAUGCAAACUGUAACUAUAUUAUGACUGUAGUACAGACUGACAUCAUUGUUCUCCACUUACAUGUAGUGUGAAAUACUUAAGCAAAUGUGUGGAUGUACGUUAGCCUGAGUUGAUUUAAUGGGAUUGCUACUCCAAAUUUAUUUUUCGUUAUAAUAGAAUUAUGAGUAUUCUUCUGAGGACCUGGCAGACUAUGGGGAGAUUGGAAGAGGAGCUUAUGGCACAGUGAAUAAGAUGUUACACAAAGAAAGUGAUACUUACAUGGCAGUGAAGGUAAUAAUAAUAAUAAUAAUAAUAAUAAUAGUUAAUAGAGUAUGAUCGUCCAGGUGAACGUAGUCCUGAAUAGGGCUGUUGUUGACAGUGACUGACAUUUCGACAACCUAUGUGGUAUUCAUCUUUAGAGUCAAAGUGAGGUGUAUCACAUCAGUUGAUGGUGUUAAACUAUGGUUAUUGAUCUGUUAGGUCAAUUAAGUUGCAAUGUUAUUGGUCAUCUGUCAGUUAAGCCGUACUCGAUCUAUGUACAUUGUAUUGUCACAGUUAAACAGUCAUUUAUUGUUAGUAAAAUUGUCGGUUGUCCAGUCAUUCUGUCAUAGUUACUUUUGGUUCAAGUCAUUUGUAUGGUGACGGUAACAGUUGACAGUAACAAAGAAAGCUUGUUUGUUGGAUUUGGCCAAGAUCUGAAGAAGGAUCCUGGAGAGCUAAGGAUAUAGGAUAUAGCUUAAUGAUUUGAGGAGACAAGACCACCAAUACAUACUAUUGGUGUGAGACAUGAACACAAUAAAUUAUGAUACACACAGUAUCUCUUACUUGGAUCAGCCUGGUAACUGGUGGUUUGGUCAUCACUACACGUAUGUUGUUGCACAAAGUGCAGUAAUCUUGAAGCAACUUGAGUGAGAGUUUAAACAGAUGCCAAGCUCUUCACAUGGCUAUUACAUCUCUCUACCAAGAAUGUUUAUUUCCCUUUAGUGUGUAAGGAUCUUAAAAUAUAAAACAGAUCAACUGGGGCAAAAGGACAAAGCACAUACAACGUAUGUUAGUGACUGGACAGUACCUUUACCACUCUUUUAAAGAAAUGGUCAAUACACUUCUCCAUGUUAAUACUCUAGCAUGGUUGAUGUUAUAUUAUUUCUUGUUGAUUUCAGAGAAUUCGUUCAACAGUUGAUGAGAAGGAACAGAAACAGUUGUUGAUGGAUCUGGACGUUGUCAUGCGCAGCAGUGACUGCAAGUAUAUUGUCAAGUUUUAUGGAGCCUUAUUCACUGAGGUGAUGACACCGAAAAGUAUUGUCUUAAUUUGUUUUUAAACCAGGCUUUUAUUGUCUCUAAAGGGGAAUGGUUGCAGCACAGAAGUUAGCCACUCACUGAAGCCAAGGGGAAACUGAUAUUCUAAGUUGAUCUUGCUUUUCCACCUUUUUGUAGGGUGAUGCCUGGAUUUGUAUGGAACUAAUGGACACAUCUUUGGACCAGUGCUACCGUCAUCUCUAUGGUGUCAUUCAACAAUCUAUACCUGAGGAUAUUUUAGGAAUGACUUCUUUAGCAGUAAGUUACACCUCUCACUAUUGUAACCUUGCAGCAUUGACAGGAACACACUACUGUAUUGAGAUGUGUGUGAGAUUUAUAUUCCCACACACAAAAAUCCUAGGCGAAGAAAGUGUCCAGCUAUUUAGAAUGAGAGAUGCCAUACAUUAUUAAUACUUUUCUGACAGCCAGAUUUUCUACUAAAAAUGAAGUUAUUGCAUCAAAGAACAUGCAUGACUAGGAGAGAGAAUGGGAGAAAAAAUUGAGGUGGUUAUUUUCUUUCUCUAACUGUGACGAUCAUAAUCUACCAUUGUCUCUCAACAAAGUUUUUGUCAUCUGUUUUAUGUGUUUAUUCAAUUUGUUCAAAAAUCUUGAAGGGGAGAUAAUUAUACAGUUUAAGCUUUUCUUUUUACUCCUCUGACAUGACAUGAAUAAAUACAACACUAUGGCAAUAGUAGUGCAAUCUUUACUGUGAAAGAGUUCCCCUACAUGUAUUAUAAACAAGUUACAUUCAGUAAAGCACUGGUAAUUUUUUUUUAAUUCUCAGGUUGUUAAAGCUCUGGACUACCUUAAAACCAAAUUGAAUAUUAUUCAUAGAGGUAAGCUUAAGACCUUGGAUUUCCACUGUAGUUGUCAGGACAUCCUGGUAAAUACUGUGUACUAGCUAUAUUAAAGAAAGAUUAUGUAUGUAGCUUACUUGUGUUCUCUCAUUGUGUUUAAUAAUCUGUUCAUGUUCAGCGGCAUAAUUAAAAAUGAAAAUUUCAUUCCAAUGAGGCCUUAAACUGCUGAUAAAAAAUAAAAUUGAGAUCCAAGCUUUCACUGAUCAACAGCAUCAUCUUGUGUUUGUUCCUUUAGAUGUAAAGCCUUCAAACAUUCUCUUAGACCUUCAAGGACACAUCAAGUUGUGUGACUUUGGCAUCAGUGGCCAACUGGUUGACUCCAUUGCAAAAACUAGAGAUGCUGGAUGUAAACCCUACAUGGCGGUAUGUGGACGAAAUUUAAACCCAGUAUGUUGCUCCCAAAUGCCAGUCAAGACUUUGACAUUUCACUUUCUCUCCUCCCCUCCUCUUUUGCUUUUCUUGCACUCUUUAUUUCUUUUGCUAGGAAUUUACUAGGCUUCAUUUGAGUGAAGAAAGUUUUGGGGAAAGCUUUGUGUAUUGUAGGAUUAGAUGGAAGGAUGUGUACAUGUACUAAUUACAUAAUAAUAAAUUAGUGAUAUUAAAGUGGAGGAGUCAGAAAGAAUGAAGGUAGUGUGCUGAACUGAAAUGUAUUGGAUUUUUAAUAUUCUUUAUGUAGCCGGAGAGAAUAGAUCCCAUGUCAUCAAGACAAGGAAGUUAUGAUAUCAGGUCAGAUGUAUGGAGUUUUGGUAUAACACUGGUAAGUCAAAAGAAAAAUCAAUACAAGUUACAUCUAAAACUUAUUUUCCGUAGAUUGCUCAGAUCUUUAGUAAUAUCAGUUUUCAAGCUAAGAUAUAGGAAACCACACAUUAUUAACAGGAACUGCUUUUGUUGACUUUUUUGCCCAUAUCAAUUCAGUGCACAUGGAUUCUGUUUCUCAUCUAACUAACAGUGAUUUGAUUAUUUUGCAGAUUGAAGUUGCCACAGGAAAAUUUCCCUAUCCCAAGUGGAAGAGUGUUUUUGACCAGCUCACCCAAGUUGUGAAAGGAGACCCACCUCGCCUGACAAAUGAGGAUGGAAGAAAUUUCUCAGAUGAAAUGCUUUCAUUUACCAACAUGUGGUAAUUGUUUUUAGUAAAAAUUAAUUCCCUGCACAACAAUUAAAGCUCCUUCUUUCCUUAUGUCUUUAGUGAGAUAAACUUUAGUUACAUCAUCAUAGUAUUUGUCUUAAUUCACAAGUCUUAAAAGCAUGGUCUUUAGCUUAAUAGCAUAAUUGAAGCAUAGUCUAGAUUUUCCAUUCAGAUGAGUUGUCAGCAGGGUUGACUCGACUGGGCUUUUGUUCAAUUACUGCUUUUAAGAGGGUGGGGGGGGGGGAGCUUUCAAAUAGUAUUCGACUACUUCACUGUAAACAACAAUACCAGCUAUCUUAUAGUAUCAAGGCAUAUUCCCGACCGUUGCAUGAAAAGCUCCCCAUUUUUGCUUCCUUAAUUUCUCCUUCAAAUUCACGAACCAUUGUUUCAUCACAGUAUCUUGUAAACAUUACAACGUUUGCCAAAAAUACUCCACUUCACAUCAUAUUUUGUAGCUCUCUCAAUGUCUGAUAUUCAAGGAAACACUCUAUCUUGUGUUUGAUUUAUCACUUCCUAUUGUGUGGUUAUCAUUAUCAAACACUCCUUUUUGUGUUUAAGUCUAGCAAAAAAAUUCUCCUUUUGUCAUUCCCUAAGGGGCUGUUUACAUGGAGGGAGGACGAUCCUAGAAGGCGGAACACUUUUUCGUUGAGUUUAUGUGCAGACAUUUUUGUCAGUGUGGUUGCCAAGUAGAGAAGGAAUUAAAGAUGGCGGGUGUCAAUAACAAAAAUAGGAGAUCCUAGUGCUAGGGACAAGUGCGACCCUUUGCAUUUAAACUGAAAUAAAUACAGAAAAUUUAUGGUACUAGGAUGAUGCCCUGAAAUGUCAUCCGUCUCUUUGCCCCACCCUCCAAGAGACUCUCUCUUGCCUUGCCACCUGAUGGGGGGAGGGGGGGAGGUUGGGUAGGGCAAAGGACUACUGCCCUCCAGGAUCUUGCUGGUGCUAGGAUCUCGCCCCUUCCACAUGAACAACCCCUUACUCUGAUUACCUUGCAUUAAUUUCAGAAUUGUUUUCAUUUUUCUUUUUUAACUAGUUUGACAAAAGAUGUUACAAGAAGACCCAAGUACCGUGAGUUACUCAAGCAUCCUUUUAUCCUGAGGUAUGAGGAAAAACAAGUUGAUGUUGGAUCCUGGCUCAGCGGAGUUCUGGCGCAGGCGCCAUUGCCAAAGUUUGAUAAAUUAGAGAUAUGA